Chrysemys picta bellii (western painted turtle) is the source of this 1541-nucleotide messenger RNA. Lineage: Eukaryota; Metazoa; Chordata; Testudines; Emydidae. The record is from RefSeq and is a predicted model, not a curated record.
CCACUCCCCCAGCCCUCUCUGGCCAACUGAUUGCAGGCGGCAGGGCACAUGGAGAAUGAUUCACCAGCACUCUAGCUCCCUCCUGGUGCCUCUUAUCAAACGCCUCUCUGCAGACCUUUGAGACUGACAUCAGCCCCGCUCCCCACACCUGGUUCCAAGCCCGCUCAGAGCUGGUGGGAAAUGUUCUCCUUUGAGUUCUUGGCCUCCUGGCUCCCUGGCUUCCCCAGCUUGGCCUGGGGUUCCACCCUGCUGGACUCUCUCUUGCAAGGGCUAAUAGGAGCUUGUGCCGUGUCCGUGCUCUGCAGCCUGGUGAAGAUUUAUCUCUACAUCCAGUGUCUGAAUGACCCGGACAGGCAGAAGGAGAAGGAGACCAUCCGCUCCCAGUGGUCCCUGCUGGAUCACGUCCACCUCUUUCUACUGACGUUGAUCUUCACGGUGGUUGGGUAUCGCGUGGCUGCUUUGGUGGUGUUGGAGUUUUCCCUCAGGGCUGUGUCUAUGCUGCUGUCCCUGAAUAAGGGGGCCCACAGCAGCCAGUUGUACCUGUUGUGCCAGUACUCCCUGGGGUGCGGCAUCUCCUGCAGCCUCAGCUACCUCCUGGAGGGGGCUCCCCACCGCAGCUACAACCUGCUUCUCAGCCUGGGCCUGGCCGGCCUGAUCACCUGCUACGUCUGGAGGCUGGCCCGGCACGUCUGCACCAUGUACGAGCUCCACAGCAAGGAGCGCUACUGCGGGGUCUGCAUCUUCCUGCUCACCGCCUGGCACGGCAUCCCCGCCCUGCUCUGCAACGCCCUCAAGAUCACCUUCGUGGUGGCUGACCUGGCCGCUGUCGCGCUGAUCAACAGGGAUUUCCUCACCACCUCGGAGGCCAUUCGCUUCUGGACGCCGCUCACCAUCUGCUACACCCUGCUGGUCAUCUACAUGCAAGAGGAGCAGAGGCAUAACCCCAGCGAGCAGAUGGUCUAUCAGACGGUGUUUGUGAGGAUGGGAGGCUUGCUCAUCCUCCUCAUGACGGUGGGCCGGUGGAUGGACAUCAUGAACAUCUUCAUCUCGCUGGUGGGUGAGAUCUGGUGCCUGGUUCGGGCAGGAAUCAUGCUGGACAUCUGCCGGGCGCAGGAUUUUUCUCAAAGGUUCCCAGAAUCCGGUUCCAGGCAGCCCCAGCCUAGGCCUGAGGCCCAUGGCAGAAAAUACAGCUCCGUGACCAGGUCCUCAAGUGGAGGGGCCGGAGCCGAGAGGUGAGCAGGGGGCUGUCAUGCUCCAGCGAUGGCGAGACCGGCAAAGCCCCAGCGGCCGGGACUGAAAUGUGACAUUUUAAGCUCCAGGCCGUGCCCGCUGAAGCGGCUUAAUUCACAUGCCGUACGUGCUCCAGUAGCAAACCAGGCUCGGGGGCGAUCUGCUGAGGACGUUCUCAAAUGGACAGUUGUUUGCACAGUCCCAGGUUAACUACCUAGAUGACUCUUUGCUCCCCUCAACCCCCCACCCCCAACACCCUGCGGUUGGUCGAAUUGCACUGGUCCCUGGAAAUGGGGAGGCCCCCAUCGCCC